UCACAUGGACCACCUGUUGACUGGAGUGUAAACUUAUCGAAACACACUAGACUGAACUCGGCUCUGGUACAGAUGUGCACAGGAGCUCCAUCUGCACACUGAACUCUGAGAAAGUUUUUUUUUUUCCAGAAGUUUAUUAAUCGAGAGACGCGCUUAAGAGGAGAAGCGCGAGCAACUUUUGCCAAGUCGUAAGUGACAUCUCGAGGACAUGCACGUCAUUGACAGCUCAUGCGCAACGCUUUUUUGGAGAUGUUUAUAAAUUGGAAAGCCAAUUGUCAUUCGUGCACGGUCACCUAAACUGCAUUUUAUGUGAUUUACGCGUGAGAUGGUCCGUUACAACCUCCCAGGUUGGGGAGAAAUAACUUAAAAACACUGCGGCACGCGUUUUCGCCCCCAGGAUGAAAGUAGUGAGCGUGUUUUUUGCGCUGGCCGCUUUGUGGAGGCUAAGUGUGGCGAGCAGGAGACACUGUCCUGACCUCACCGUGGAAAGCUGUGAGUGUGCAGCAGAGCGCUCUGGGGCGCUGAACCGGCGCAGCGCGCGCGUCACGGUGACUUGUGAUGAUGCAGAUCUGACGGAUACGCUCGAGCCUCGCGCGCUGCUCACCACCACCACCUCACUGAUCCUCAGCAAUAACAAAAUCUCAACAGUGAAAAACGCCUCUUUCUUCGGCUUACACUCUCUGGAGAGACUAGACCUGAGGAGUAAUUUGAUCAGCACAGUGGAGCCUGGAGCAUUUCGUGGACUGGCUAUGCUGAAGAGGCUGGAUCUAUCCAACAACCGCAUUGGCUGCCUUUCCGCCGAGAUAUUUCUUGACCUUGGCAAUCUCUCGAAGCUAAAUCUAUCUGGAAACAUCUUCUCCACGUUGCCUGAAGGGCUGUUCAUGCACUUGAGUUCCCUGAGAGUCCUACACUUCAGUACAGAUUACUUGUAUUGUGACUGCCAGUUGGAGUGGUUGCUGCUGUGGGCCAGAGCCAGAUUUGUACGUGUGGGAAACGAGACAGUGUGUGUAUAUCCUUCGCACCUCCAUGGCUUCCCAGUCCGUGGCCUGCAAGAACACCAGCUCACCUGCGACCCACCUCUGGAGCUUCCUCUGCUUCAGCUGAUCCCGUCUCAGAGACAACUAGUGUUCCAGGGUGACCGACUCCCACUGCAGUGCACCGCCUCCUACCUGGACCCCUCUGUCACUCUGAGGUGGAGCCAUAACCACUGGCCUGUACACACACAUGAUGAGAGAGGAGUGUAUGUGGAGGACAGCAUUAUCCAUGACUGCUGCCUCAUUACCAGUGAACUAAUCCUCUCCAACGUGGAUGCUGAUGUUUCCGGUAAUUGGCAGUGCCAUGUGACCAGUUCCCGUGGCAACAGCUCCAUUGGCAUGGAGAUUGUGGUUUUGGAGACGUCUGCACUGUACUGUUCUGCAGAGAGGGUGACCGGCAACAAAGGUGACUUCAGAUGGCCUAAAACCCAGGCUGGUUUAAUGGCCUUUCUCCCCUGUGCCACAGCCUCCUACAGCUCUCAUGAGAAAAGGGCGUGGCGUAGGUGUGAUAAACAGGGUCGAUGGGCAGAAGACGACUAUAAUCAGUGCCCUUACUCCAGCAAGUUCACCCGCAUGCUGCAUGAACUUACACAGAUCCCAGUGAACACCUCCAACGCUCUGCUCCUGGCCCAACAGCUCUCCUCCAUCACCAGCAAUGCAGCAAUGUUUGUAGACAUGAUGGACGUCAUCUUUGUCACACAUCUUGUUGAGAGAAUCACACGACAUGUGGAUCGCCUGCAAGAACUAGGGGACUACGUGUCUGACAUUGCAAGCAACAUGAUGCAGGUGGAGGAACACAUCCUGUGGAUGGCUCAGAACGAAGCUCGAGCCUGCACACGCAUUGUACAGUGUGUCGAGCGAAUUGCAGACCUCACCUUCAACACACACAGCCAGAACAUCUCAAAGGUCUCGGCUAACAUAGCUCUGGAGGCCUUUGUGAUCAGGCCUUCAAGUCUAAUGGGUUUGUUGUGUACGGUGAUGGCUAAUCCAGGUCAGAAUACUGGCUCUGGGGUUUCUCUCCUCAAUUUCAGAUGCCAUACAACCAAUUUCACAGGAUCACUCAGCGACCAGCUCAGUCAGAACGCAGUGGCUGUCGCCUCCAUUCAUUUACCGCUGGCUGGCUCUGUGCGCGCCUCCGCCUUGCGAUCUGUUGAUAACUCGACCUGCAGGCUGCAGCUGAUUGUAUUUCGCAAUGGAAAACUCUUUCCGUGCACGGGGAACUCGUCAAGCUUGGCAGACGACGGCAAGCGGAGGAGCGUGGCGACUCCGGUCGCAUUCGUCAAAUUAGAUGGAUGCAGUCUCGAUAGCUCCAUUCAGCCCGUCAUUAUCACCCUGAGGCACUUGGCUCUAGGCGCAGAUCCCACCGCAGCCUACUGGGAUUUCGACCUGCUGGAUGGCCACGGAGGCUGGCGGGCAGAGGGCUGCCACAUAACGGGCUCGGCGGGCAACACCACUACUAUACACUGUACACAGCAUAAAAACUUCGCUGUGCUCAUGGAUUUGAAGAAGGUGCUGUCGUUCCCUCCAUACCCGGGGGACUUCCUGCACCCGGUCGUGUAUGCUUGCACCGCUGUCAUGCUGCUCUGCCUUUUUGCUUCCAUCAUCACUUACAUAGUGCACCACAGUACAAUCCGGAUCAGCAGGAAAGGAUGGCACAUGCUCCUGAACUUCUGUUUCCACACAGCUCUGACGUUCGCUGUGUUCGCCGGAGGCAUCAACCGCAUCAAAUACCCAAUUUUCUGCCAAGCGGUUGGAGUAAUACUUCAUUACUCGUCUCUGUCCACUAUGCUAUGGCUGGGCUUCACAGCUCGGAACAUCUACAAACAGGUGAUCAAGAAACCCCCCAAGCCUCAGGACGGAGACGUGCCUCCUCACCCCCCCAGGUCACCAAUGCUGAGGUUUUAUUUAAUCGGCGGAGGAAUUCCCUUCAUUAUCUGUGGCAUCACAGCUGCCAUCAACAUAGAAAAUUAUGGAAGCGGAGAGCAAACUCCAUACUGCUGGAUGGCAUGGGAGCCUAGUCUCGGGGCAUUCUAUGGACCUGUGGCAUUCAUCGUUUUGGUGACAUGUGUCUACUUCCUGUGCACCUUCAUCCAGCUGCGUAAACACCCAGAGAGGAAAUACGAGCUAAAGGUGCUAUCUGAGGAGCAGCAGAGACUCUCUGCUGUCGAUGUCCCCCACUGUCACCAUCAAGGUGAACCUGGCAUGCCAGGAGGUGAUGGGACCCGCUGCCAUGCUGGCUGCCCGGGAUUGAUCAACCCAUCUUUACUCGCCAAUGAGCACUCAUUCAAGGCCCAGCUAAGGAGUGCUGCAUUCACACUGUUUUUAUUCUUAGCCACAUGGACAUUUGGGGCCCUGGCUGUGUCUCAGGCUCAUUUCCUGGACAUGAUAUUCAGCUGUCUGUAUGGAGCGUUCUCAGUCACUCUGGGUCUUUUUGUGCUGAUUCACCACUGCGCUAAGCGUGACGAUGUCUGGCAUUGCUGGUGCACCUGUUGCCCUGGUCACCAAGCUAAUACCUGCCAAGGGCAUGGGCAUGCCCAUGGGCGCCCUAAGGUCAAUGUUAAUGGGGAUGUACACAGGCACGGGCAUGGGCAUGAUCACUGCCACUUGGACUCGCCCUGCACAGGCAAAUCUGUCCUCAGCCACACACACUCACAUGGCCUGUGUAAGCUCAGUAACCUGCAGGCGCAGAACCACGUAACCUGCCUGACCCCUGUGAGCCCUGUGACCCCUUGUUGCUCAGCUCUCCACACAGAGAAGCUGCUGGAAGAGCGGCCAAUUCACCUGCACAGCUGCCUGAAACCAGGCAGGACUAAAGGAAGGCAGCGGGCAUCGCCAGUUGGAGAGAGAGAGCUGGCUUUCCAUCUUCCAGCCAGUGCAGACGCAGGCAGCGGACACAGCUCACCCACCGACAGCCCGCAUAGCACCUGCCAACGCCAGGGUCACAUCUGCCACCUGGCCCAAGAUGAGCACCAGGAUUGGCACCAUGCAUGCUCUCACCAUGACACUCCAAUGUGCCAUGCUGCACUUUGCCACCGGCACUCAUGCUGUACCAAGGCAGAGAUCCUGCCUUCGCCCCUGUGCCACACUGAGAGCAGGGAGCCAGAAACCCUCCUCUGUGGCUGUGGGAAGAUGGCAGAGGAUGAGCUUGCAGUGCCGUGUCACGGCCAUGUUGAGAUGCAUCCUCGCAGACAGUCCUUCCCACAGUGUGUACCCAACCAGAACGGGCUUCUCAAAGGAAGUGGACACGAGGGGCACCUGUACCCAUCUGACAGCACGGGGAAUAUACGCACUGGACCCUGGAAGAAUGAAACUACUGUGUAGUUCAAGGGCUCGACGUGCAUUCUGAGUUAACCACCUUCUUUACAGUUUAAAAACGAAGCAGACGUUAUAAAGAUUCAUAUCUGUUUUGGUUUUAAUAUGAUCACAAUCCUUCAUUUCAGCUUUGUUUUCUUUUAUUGUUUAUUCGACAAAAACGUCACUCCAGAAUGGAUACAUAGACCUGACUUGUCGCAAAAAAGGAAACAUUGUGUUAGACUCUUGCUGCCAGAUUGGGGCCAUGCUCUAUAUUCCGGAUUUUACCUUUUACCACAAAGCUAAUUUUAUCACUACAGGAUAACAAACAUUCUCUGAGUGUGACUUUGUGUGAGUGGGUUUUGCGUAUGUGCGAGUGCACUUGAAUGUACUUUGUGUAUGUCCUUCUGCAAAUGCAAUCAAUUUAGUGUUUGGUGAAAAAGAAUUCUUUCAUAAGAUACCAGAUUAUACUCUAAUGAGGUCUAAGUUAUUAAAUAAAAUGUCUGACAGUGCCCAAACUGUGCAACACAAGUGAAGUGAAAAGCACUUAGAAUAAGUUCCAAGUGUCCAAGUACAACAUGAAUACAUCACCAGCAAUUUUAACUCAUCUGUGUUUUCAUGUCACUUUAACAAUCAUGCUUACUGUAUACUGUGAACAACGGCUGAAACUUAGUACAAUACAAAACAGACAAAAAAAAUAGACCUAUAGUUCUGUCUCAGUUCUUUUCGGCCUCUAUGGUGUGCAAACUAACAAAAAAAUGAGACUGUCUGUUUUACUGCAAAUCUGUAUUGAUUAUUCAAUUUCUAUGGUGAAUUUCCGAUUCAUUGAGGUGUGUGUAAAACAAACCUAUCGUGUUACUCUCUGGUGCUAGAAGACCAACUAACACAACUGCAUAUCCAUGAUCAAUCAGUCAGCUGGAGCAACAAAACUAACCACUGCUGAAAAAUAAAACAAAAAUUCACAUACUCGCCUUCCACUUUAUAAGGAACACCUAUAGACCCACUAUGCGGUUAUCCAUUAUGAGUCAUAUGGUAGCAAAGUGAUAGAUAAAAUCAAGUGGAUACAAGAAUCUCAGUUACUUUGACUGUGGGUUGGUUGUUGGUGCCAAGCUAAUUUAAGUAUUUUAGAAACUGCUACUUUCCUGGGCUUUUCAUGCACAACUGUCAUGUCAGUUUACACAGUGAGUGAAUUGGGGGGAAAAAAACAUCCAUUUAACAGAAGUUCUGCAGGUAAAAAUACCUUGUUGAUGAGGCAGUUCAGAGGACAAUGACCAGACUGAUUCAAACAGACAAGAAGACUACAGUAACACAAAUAACUGUCUUUAGUGCUUUGUUGAGCAAGAAAGCCUCUCAGAAUGCUAGUCUUUUUUCCAAACUGUUCCCCCAAACUUUAGUCGUAAAUCUUCUUUUGGCUGACUAAAGUGGAAGUCAGUGGUCUUCUGCUGUUGUAGUUGAUCCAAAUGCAUCAUGUUGUGCAUUCUAAGAUGCUUUUCUGCUCAGCACAGUUGUACAGAGUGGUUUAUGGCGUUACUGUAGCUGUAGUGUGUCACCAGUCUGGCCAUUUUCCUCUGAGCAUCAAAAUGGAGUCUCUGCUUGUAGAACUUCCACUCACUGGAUGUUUAAUUUUUUUUACUCCAUUCUGUAUACAUUUAUGGCAUCUGGCAGACGUCCUUAUCCAGACCGACUUACAUUUAUCUCAUUUAUACAACUGAGCAGUUGCAGGUUAAGGGCAUACAUUUACAUUUCUCUAAAUGAAAAUUGCCCAAGGGCCCAGCAGUGGCAUCCUGGCAGCUGAUUUGGAUUUGAACACAUGACCUUUGGAGCAGUAAUCCCACACCUUAACCACUGAGCUAACACUACCACUGUGUAAACUCUAGAGACUGCAUUAAAAUAGCAGAAGUUUUGGAAAAAUUAUCUGUAGCCACAGCCAUGCUGUGGUCACAGUCACAUCACCAUGAUCACAUUUUCCCCUCAGCUUGAUGUUUGCUUUGAUCAAUAGCUGAAGCUCUUGACCUGUAUCUGCAUGAUUUUAUGUUCUGUGCUGCUGCCACAUGAUUCAAUGAUUGGGCAAAAUGCAUGAAUGGGCAGGUUUAAAGGUGUUCCUAAUAGAUUACUCAGCGAGUGUAUAUAACACAAGGCAUUACAGUUUUGAUUAAAGAACAAUGAUUAUCUUCAAACCCAGUUUUUAAAAUACAACUUAUUUUCUGACCAUUCUAGACUGCCUUGUGGUACGUGGAAAUACUCCAGUGGUGCUUAGUGUGUUCACACACUUAUUUCACAUGGAAGUAAAGUCUGAAUAUCAAGAUCAGCACUUAUAUAUCUGGUAUGAAGCUUAUUUCUUUCCAGGCCUGGGUGGUGACCCUAUAGCUUUGCCUCAGCCAUUUCUCACUCCUGUAUGCUAAUCACCGGUAAUUAAAAAAAAUCUGGACCUAUUCAAACAUAAAUAAGUAUGGAAAAAAAGUAAGACAUUUUCAAUAACUGAGGUAUCCCUUUUAUUUUAUGAUCGAUAUUUUGCCUAUUGCUCAGUAUCUGAGUUUUGGUAUGUUAUUGAUUAGAGUUGUUUAAAUGCAUCUUUGUCACAGAUGGUUUUUUUGGACAUGCAAAUACGCUGUGAAAUGAGAGAGAAAGUUGCUCUGGGUUAAAUGAUGAGUGACAAUAGUGUGUUUUUGAAUUUACUCCUCACGGUUUUUCACUCUGUUAAAUGGAAGGUCAAGCAAGUUUGAAUACUUGUUUAACUCAUUUUUUGCCUUUUUAUAUAGAAAAUACAAAACAAAAAGACAAUCCAAGAUCAAUUUUCUCAAUUCACCCAGAAGGUUCAACGGCAAAAAAUUGCUCACAGCAGAAGUCUAACUGCUCCUCUUGAGGAAACUGGGGUUUUAGACUCAGGAAAUGCUCAGCUAUGUUCAAGGACACGUUCAGUCUAAGUUACUUCAUUCGAUUUUUCACAUCUUUGCAUAUCAUUAUAAGAAAAAUGUCCUCAGACUAUAUUUGAUAAGCUACUACUUCCUUUCAUCUUUUAACAGAACAAUGGUUCAACAAGUAACCAACUUGGUGUGAUGUAUGGAUCAGUCAUGUGCAAUGCAAGUUGUUCACAUCCCAUUUAUUUGAAGAAAAAAAAAAGAGAAAAUAGUUUUGCCCAUCCUGUGGAAAUCUGGAUGCCAAAUCUGUUGUCUCCUGUUUGUUCUAUUGCACCUUUGUAUUUUCUCAGCUCCUGAAUAAAAGAGGAUAAACAACCCGUUAUAGCCGUGACCAUCUUUAGUAACCUUCCUCUCAUUCAUUUUAGACAUCUUCUAACAUUUGUAAUGGUUACUACAUGAGUAAUAGUUGGAAUGGCAUGUGUGUCAUUUUCCCAUCAGUGUAUCCAAGUGGAAAAGAGGAAAUCUUGCAUUGAAAAAAAAAAAGACUCAUUAAGCUGCCUUUACUCAAAUUCCCAUUACUGUGGUGAGCUUUGCUCUUCAGAGACUAGCUGACCUGCUGUCUAUGAGAGUCUGUGUUUAACUAUCUGUAUCAUUCUGGAGUGCAUUACUGCUUGCGGUGUACAUAUGUGCACAAGCAUGUGUGUAUUUGGGAUUGUGUGUGUGUGAGUGUGUUGCAGAAUAUGCCAGAGAUACUGUAAGCAAAGCCAACAACCUCCAUCACCUUUAUUUUACGUUCCUCAUGGACUUCAAUAAAUGUAUUUUUUCACCACUGAAUUCAUGUGGCGGAUUUGCUUGUGUGGCAAGGAUAUGUGCAUAUGGGUGUGUGGUUUUUUGUGGUCAUACUGCAUUAUGUGUUCCACUGAAUAUUAUAUCUUCUGACAGCACAGAAAACGGAGAUGUCUUUAGUCAACCCAUGAGGUUUAACAAAUAGUUUAUAUCAGGAAAUAUCCUGAAAUACAGAAUAGAUUUCAUUUCAAAAUUGUACAUCUAGAUCCCAACACCUGCCAUGAACCAAAUGUUCAUUUCAUACCAAAUAAAUGAGUACAGUCAUUUCCGCUAAGGAAAGUGCACUGAUAACCCUAACUCUCACAGACAGACUGUAUAUCAUCACUCUGUGUUUCUGAAGCAGUGAGCUGUGUAAUUAGCUCAUACUUAAUUAAACCAGCUAAACAGCCUGACUACUCAGAAUUGCAAGUUGAUACUGUCUUAAAAAACUAAAAUGCUGGAACACAAAGAAAAGGAAAUGACAGCACAGAUAUAAGAGCUGAUGUACUGUAUGAAGAGUGGACCACCACCCAAAUAAUGUCUGCUUCACAAUUUGUGUAACUACAACAUAUGGGCAGCUGUCAGCAAAGGCACACCAAUAAAGUUUAUUAGGUACCUAAUAAAGUGGCCUAUGACUGUAGCCAGGUUGGAUAGGUAGGUGUACAUCAAAUCUAGCAUCAGUAUAUACUAUACUAUGUAUGGUAAAGUCUACCACAUGCAACAUUAUUCCUAAAAAGCUGUUCAGAUAUUUAUAAGAAAUGCUCUUGAAAUUGGUUGAUGGUCACACUGGUGUGAUUUAAUGUGUGUGUGUGUGUGUGUGUGUUUCUGUGUCUGUAGUGUGUGCAGAGAUUUCUGGCAAGUUUAAACGCCAAAAAAUAUACUGCCACAAUA
Messenger RNA from Hemibagrus wyckioides, 8899 nucleotides. RefSeq names its product adhesion G protein-coupled receptor A1. The record is from RefSeq and is a predicted model, not a curated record. The transcript is spliced from 19 exons. Lineage: Eukaryota; Metazoa; Chordata; Actinopteri; Siluriformes; Bagridae. Gene Ontology annotation, molecular function: protein binding; G protein-coupled receptor activity. The coding region runs from base 399 to 4355 and encodes 1318 amino acids. Gene Ontology annotation, cellular component: plasma membrane; glutamatergic synapse; postsynaptic density. Gene Ontology annotation, biological process: cell surface receptor signaling pathway; G protein-coupled receptor signaling pathway.